Boeremia exigua is the source of this 1781-nucleotide messenger RNA. RefSeq lists its product as uncharacterized. The transcript has a single exon. NCBI's taxonomy places the organism in Eukaryota, Fungi, Ascomycota, Dothideomycetes, Pleosporales, Didymellaceae. Gene Ontology annotation, molecular function: protein binding. The record is from RefSeq and is a predicted model, not a curated record. Bases 136 to 1674 code for a protein of 512 amino acids.
CUUCUCAUCUCGACCUGUCGACUCGACAUACUUAGGAGUGCAGCUAACAAUAUCAAACAUAUCUGUGGACUUUCCUUCAUACUCCGUACUUCUGGUCUGUUUGGGGUGUGAGGGCCAGGUUUCGUCAUCUACCACAUGGCAACGAUCAUCAACAGCGACUCGGUCAGCUUCCCUCCUCUACCAUCGCAGGCCAUCAAAUCCCACCACCUAAAUGAGAAAACCGCUGGAUCUAAAUUCCAACAACCAGGAACCAUUCAUCAAUAUGCCACACUCAACGAUCUACCAGAUGAGCUGGUUCUAGAGAUCCUGUCGUAUCUACCUGGAAUCGAUAUGCAAAACUUUCAGCUACAUACACUGCUAAGCCUAUCAUUAACGACCCGCAAUCUUCAUCGCAUUGUCAGCGAUAAGCUGUAUGCUACUUACGACAGCUAUUUCUGCGAGCCAUAUCUCUUCCUCCGCACACUAGUUUCGAAUUCGCACCUCGGCGGUAGCGUGCGUCAUGCCAAGUUCCGUUAUGGCGACGAUGCUCAUCUUGAACGGACGCGGUACUCACCGACUGCUCGUGACAAGAAGAUCAUCAAGGAGGGGAUGAGAGACCUCGAUUUUCCUGACUGGAAAGGAUGGGCUACUCGCUGCAACGCCGAGAGCAUAGAGCUCGACAUCCUACACACAGCUGUGAUGUUACACACUCCAAAUCUUAUGUCACUUGAUGUUGAGGAUGGGCAGAUUUCGGCCUACGCGAAGGCCAAAUGGCCUGAGCUCAUCAAAAAAGCAACAACCGGCGAGCACUUUGGGCACGCGCAUCGGUUCAGUGCGCUCAAGUUCGUGCGUAUUGACGCUCAGAAUAUGGUUAUACAUCAUCUUGUUCCUCUGUUGCGUUUGCAGUCUCUGCAGAGACUCGAGCUGCGAGACCUGACCGAGUUCGAGCUGGACAUGCGCGCGCCAGCCGAGCUCAGGCGUCUGCUUCCGGACGGCUGCAAUAACCUCGAAGCCCUCGUCCUAGAGGAGUGUUCUUUGCGCUUCAAUACACUGGUAACUCUCAUCAACUCGAUACGAAGUCUGAAAAGUUUCCGGUUUCACGGUGACCAGGAAAGCAUACUUCUAGACGGGUCUGGCAACGUGCUCCUGAAUGCCUUAUGUCAACAGAAGGAAAACCUAGAAAGCCUUGAUAUCUAUCACGAACCGCAACACAAAGAAGACGAAUAUCCCCUCGUCCAUGACGGGCUUGAACAAUUUCCAAGACUUCGAGACCUGAAGUGCCCGCUACGCAUGGUUGUGAAUGUACGCGCAGGUGCUUCCGCGACUAUCCUCGAAUUCCUACCACCUGCCAUCGAAUCGCUCUGUCUUUCGAUCCGGUGGGGUGCAGAUGAAGAGCUUUUCCUCCCUGUUCUUGAGCGCAUGGCGAGCGACUAUGCGACCACAGUCCCUGGUUUGGCAAGUCUUCAGCUCAAUGUCCAAGUGCUUGCUGAAGAAUUGGAUUACGAUUGGGAGCGUCUUGUCAAGGCCUACUCGAAUACUAGCGUCAACCUCAUCAUCAAUCAGCCGUCUGACAGCGAUGACGAGUGGGGUGAUUGGCGAACUGUGUCUUCAGACUCAGAUGAGUCUUCAGAGGAUUCGGAUGAGGUCGAUCUGUACGGUGAUAGCGAGAGCGAAAGCGACAGCGAUGAAGAAUAGGAUGGAUUUACACCUUUGAUCUGAGAAGUCGAUGCAUCCCCGGCUGUGGAACCAUAUGAAAGUCAGUCAUCACCCUGGCCAUUGCCCCACUCGGUCGUGUCCCACGG